CAAAUUCAGCAUGUAAAUAUGCAUAUUCCAACUCGGUCUUCAUUGUCGAGGGCACCUUCUCCCAUUCCCAAUUAUACAGCACCCUAUCCGAACAUGCUAAUAUCGAUACCCCCAACAACGGGAUCCCGAUCGACGCCGGGAUCGGUGCAGUUAGAGCGAAACUGUGGAUAUAGGAAUGCAUGACGUGAGUGAGAACACGAUGCGCUUUGCAGAGGUCCUCGGGGGACGUGAGGUUGGAAAAGGAACGUCAUCGGAUAGCAUUAUUAUUUUGCAAGAUUAUCAUGGUGCAACGCACCCAAGAACAAAACAGCUUACUUCUCACUUCCACCCACCAGAUAUCAAACACCAUCCUCUCCUCAUCUAUGACAUCCUGCUUGUUUGGGGGGUCGGGGGAUCAAGCCUGUUGGUUUGUCGACAUCGAAAUCGUGCGCCCCGAGGUUCAUCGUUUCAACAAUCCUUUCCAACGACAGCAGAGGUCAAGGAAGUUCUCCCGUCCUCCUUGGCCGAGGACGACUCACUUUCAAGCUUCACUGUAGAUACCAGGCGUCUAGGUCGCAUCUUCUCAUAUAUCUUACCGUCCAAGUUAUUACGACCCUUGUGUCAUGGUAUCAUCUACUAUGCCGUCGUCAAGAGUAUGUCACCAUCUAAUGCUAUACCCUCUACAUUGCACAGGGAGCCUGAAGUGGAAACUGGAAAGCUGAAGAUGGAAGUUUGAAUGGGCCGAGAUGGACAAGGGACGCCGGAGAGCCGGGAAGGGAACGAAGACAAGAAACGGAACACCGAAGCGCCUAGCAGCAAGCAAUUUCACUCAGGAUUUACUUGAGUACGAUCUGGACGCCCACUCGACGACCCAUUUCUUCCCAAGAGCGAAUACACAUGUGAUCCAAGUCCUA
Pisolithus orientalis is the source of this 893-nucleotide messenger RNA. RefSeq lists its product as uncharacterized. NCBI's taxonomy places the organism in Eukaryota, Fungi, Basidiomycota, Agaricomycetes, Boletales, Pisolithaceae. The transcript has 3 exons. The record is from RefSeq and is a predicted model, not a curated record. Bases 176 to 715 code for a protein of 179 amino acids.